This is a messenger RNA of Symbiodinium sp. CCMP2592, 6702 nucleotides long. The record is from the annotation of a GenBank genome assembly. NCBI's taxonomy places the organism in Eukaryota, Dinophyceae, Suessiales, Symbiodiniaceae.
AUGAGUGCCCAAACGCUCACUGCGGGGCUUGCGAAUGGUAUUGUGGACCAGGGAGAGCCUGCUCCACAAGGCCAAUCAGGAGCAAUUGGCUCCGAGCCACUGGCAGCGAGAGUGGCAGGUGAGUACCAGCCGCAUGGGAUGGGUCAGCAAACUGCGCGUGCAGAGGACCUUGAAGUGCGUGAUGAAGCGAGAGCUGGAGAUCCACGCCCUGUACCGGAAGCUACAGCUGGACCUACGCAGGCGGUGCCUGGAGCAGUGGCACUGACGACGCAGGAUUCAGGUAGACAAGCUGGACUGGAGCAAGUUGGCACAGCUACAAUGGCUGAUGACUCACCUGGAGUUUUUAGGACGCCAAGGGCAAUGAUGACGCCUACGACGACGACCCAGCCUCAAUGGCUGGCCGGAGUUGAGCCACCGAGAUGGCUCACUAGACUGGGCAAUAUGUUGAAUCUGCAGGGACAUGGAGCGACUGCCGCGGAAUUGGCACCGAGUCCGUUCCCAAGCCGAUCCCCAGUUUACACGCCGCCGCCACCAGGCGGACAGGCUUUCAGAUUGCGGUCUCCAACAAGGGCGCGGGCGAUAUCAGCCGCCCCGACACCACCGUCUUCGUCGUCUGUUCCUGCAGAAGCAAUCCAGGCAGAAGUUCAAAGACAGCUGCAGGGGAUUAUGGGACAGCUACGAGAAUAUGGGGAUCGCAAUCAGCGCUUGAGCGAAGAGCCGCGUGAGACACAAGAGCGGCUGCGCGAAGCACAAGAGCGUGGUUUUACAAUGGGCCAAGGACAAGUACGGCAUGAGCGACUUCUAGGGGAUCUUGCUACAGCUCAACUAGAAGUGCGCUUCGUGAAUCCGUACAACCUAGUGCUUCAGUACCUGGAGGUGAAGGUGGCCCCCGAGUACCCGAAGUACCAGAACAGCCCAGAACCACCAGAAUGGAGUAUGAACCAAUGGGAAGAGAUGGUGGUCCUAGUUUGCUACGAACCUGGUACAGUUUCGCUGACGAUGAUGCCGGACGUCAAGGAGGGAGCGGACGCCGCCCUUUCGUUCCAGGACUGGCUGGAAGUAUCUAACUCGGUGAUGUGCGACAUUAGCGAGGGAUCGUCAGCUUGGUGGGCAGGGAUCCUAGAAGGAGUUCAAGACACCUAUGCAACAUGGCUGUCUGCAUCACCGCUGGAGAAGCUCACGAUAGAGCCUAAGGAUACUGAGAAAUGGAGGCGGGUGGGAAUGCUGAGCUAUGUCGAUACUUUGCCAAAGCAAGUGGAUGCAAGCGUGGGGAUCAACACCUACUUCUACCGCCACGGCAACCGCUCCGCUACCAAUGCCAGCCGCUACUUCAGUGGUUGGCACCCCAUGGACUCUGGAGACAUACGAGUGUCAUCUAUGACGGCAACAACCACGGCCCUUCUGGACAGCGGUGCAACACACAGCUUGAGAACGGCAACGGCCCCUGAAGAAUGGGAAGAAGCAGAGCCAGUGUCAGUUCAGCUAGCCGGAAGCUGCAGUUUGAUGAUGCGGAUCAAUGAAGCGGGGACUUUGCUGAUGCCCUGUCGAAUGAGCAGGGGUGAUGGGAGCGAGGGGCAACCUGGAGGCGCUCAAACCAUUGUUCCAAUGGGCCAGUUGAUAGAGACCCUGGGCUACUCACUGCAAUGGACUCCUCAAGCUUGCACGCUAGUUGACCCUGAGGGAAUGUCCACUACUCUUCGAAUUCAAGGAGGGUGUCCUCAGCUACAGGAGAUGGAAGCGCUAAGUUUGAUCGCUAAGAUCGAAGACCGGAAGCUCGAAAUGUUGAGGAACUCUACGUUGACCACUUCGGACGCGCUAAAGGUAACUGCCAUGUCUAUGAGUUACCAGUGGGACUACUAUUUGUUGGAUUAUGUGAAGACAGGGUGCUUUGAUUCAGGUCUUCGUGCUGUACGAGACGCGCCAUUCCUGUCGGACCUUCCAGGAGAAUGUCUUCAUGAGUUAGUUCCCGCAGCAGGUCUAUGGAGUGGCUGGGACAUAAUGAAGAACAUCGGGUUCCUGUCCAGACCGCAAAGACGGAAACUUUGGAGCUCAAAGAAGUGGGUGGUUCAUCUGUUUGCAGGUGAUCCUGGCCAUUGGCCAAUCUUCAAGCUUGACAGCGGUGAAACAACAGUGCUUGAGUUGGAUGUGGCCCGCAAUGCUGGACAGAAUGUCAUGCGAGGAGAAGUCUGGCAGAUGUUGUUGUGGGCUGCAAAGGAAGGAAAAAUAGAUGUAGUCCUUGGAGGACCGCCGGACCGUGCUUCACAACAUGCCAAAGGAGGCGCCAGGGAUGCAAAAGCCUUGGCGUUAGUGGCAAGAAUGAUGUGGUUGCAUGCCGUGGCCCAAGUUGGACGAGAAGUGAAUGGGGGGCCAGUUACGCGUGAUCGUGAAGUUGGGUUUGUCCUGGAGUAUCCAGAAGGUAUGUCUAGGGAAGCUCAAGGUGCAGCAAUAGCCAGAGAGAACGCCUGCGAGGAUAUGACUCGUGCACCAGAUGGACAAGGUUCCCCAGCUACGUGGACGCAGGCAACCUGGUUAUGGGAGAAUGUUCAAGGACCCCGUUGGGAGCGAGCUGCAGGUGCGUCAACAGUAGAUGCGAGGAUCAGUUUCUGGGAUACCAGAAUGUGGAAGGCCUACCAAAGGUUGUCGGGUUUUCGGACGGUGUCAUUUGAUCAGGGCGCCAUGGGAGGAGAUAGUGUAAACCCAACAACCCUCGGCACCAACAUCAACAACCUUCUGUCGUUAGAUGAGCUUCGGGUACCAGAGGGGACUGAUCUUCCUCGUCAUGGACCUAAUGAUUACAAGUGGGCUCCCGGAUUAGUUGAUGCAGUUGUUGUGGCCUUAAGUUUUUGGGAGCGAGAUCCGCGGUGUGCUCCCCGACUACCUCGACUACAAGCACUUUCUCCAGAGCAAUGGAAGAAGCACGUGAACAGCAACCAUGCGGACUAUAGACGAGAUUGUGCUACAUGCGUCAUGAGUAGGGGUGUGGGACGUCGACAUCGUAGAGUUCAUCAUCCAGAAGCAUAUGUUUUGACAGCUGACGUAGCUGGGCCUCUAUCACCGGGACUAGAUCCAACCUCAAAAGGGACCAUGGGCAAAAACAUCAAGUACAUGCUUGUGGCCAAAUACUUGGUACCUAAGGAGUUUGUGGAGCAGAAGUGUGGUCGUGUUCCUCCGGAUGAUCAUGGUAUGGAUUCUAGUGAUUCUAGUGGUGCAAGGGCUGAUAAGGACACUGCUGAAGAUGAGAAGUUCCAGGAUCCGUUCGACCUAAACGCCAUGGACGGGGAGCCUGAGGACUAUGACGCAGAGAUCACUCAGGUACCCGAUGGAGCUCCGUUGAAUAUGGUGGUCCAGGAGGAGUUGGAGUAUGAGCCAUCUCUUCCCCCAGAUGAGGAACCGGACGAUCGAGGAGGAGAACCCCCAGAAGAACUUGACGAUGAUGAGCGAGUGGCACCUAUAGAUAUGGUUAUGUCAGGAGGAGUUUGCAAACCCCCUGAGAUGACCUACUUGACCUUCGGAGUGGGACUGGUGAAUAACCAGGCCAAGACGAUCAAGACUGCGGUUCAGGACAUUGUGCUGUACCUGGAGAUGCAUGGGUUUCAAAUUUAUCGGUUCCACUCGGACAAGGGGGAGUUCUUCAAUCACCAGUUUAGAAGUUGGUUGAGGGAUCAAGCGAUUUACGGCACGUGGUCGGAACCGGGUGUACCUCAAAGCAAUGGCCAAGCAGAGUCAACGGUUCGGUGGGUGAAGGACAGAGCAAGGACCUUUUUACAGGCGUCGUCGCUCCCAACCAGGUUGUGGCCUACAGCGGUGGCGGCAGCUACAGCGGAGCAGCGGGCGAAGGUGCUGGGGUGGAAAAGUUACCUUGCAGCUCCGUAUGGAGCCCCUGUGGUGCUAAAGAAGAAGGCCUUUGACAAGCACGGACCACUACGCCGUGAACAAGGACUUGAUACAAAGUGGUUGAAGGCAAGGUACGCGGGCCUCAGCACAAUACUUCAUCACGGUCAUUUGGUCUAUAUCCCAGCCAAGGAUGGUGAGCGGGAGAAGUUUCUCCACACCCUUCACGUGCGCCCCAACUUGAUAGAUCCAGGAGAACCAGACAUUGAGUUGGAGGCAGAUCUUCCAAAACCGAGGAGGAGAUUGAGUCAUAAGUCACCAAUGGAGGAGAUUCAGUUGAGGGGGAUCCGCGUAAAGGACCAAGAGGUUAUGGAGCUCGCGACGGGCAAGGCCAAGGAGAUUGUGGAGCAUUGGGAUGUGGAGAGGGCGAAAGCUUUAGUUAUUCAGCUUGCCUACAACGACUUCUUCAAUGAGGUGAAGUUUGGGGUGUUUCGUCACGGGGGAGCCGUGGGCUGGAUGAAGGGCUUUAAUGAAUUCCCAGAUCUAGCAAAGUUGCUAGCGAGGAUCGUCACCGAUGAGAUUCCAGAGGCAACCUUCACUUCUGUGCUGAUCUCCCACAACACGCUUCGAACCCUACAUAAGGACCUCAACAACGACUCCAAAACCGACAACUACGUGAUUCCUCUCCUCAUACCUCGUCGAGGAGGAGAAGUAUGGGUUGAGCUUCGACCAGGUGACACCGUGAAGGGCACGAUUGAGCAGAGGAAAGUGAAUGAGCGCGAGAUCUAUGGGCACUUACAUCCACUCGAGGAGGGCAGUUAUAUCAAGUUUGGUCCAAGGAGGUACCAUGAAGUUAACGAGUGGGAAGGCGACCGGAUCGUGCUGAUUGCAUACUCUCCUCAGUGUCUUGGGAAGCUUGGUCAAGCUGAAGUUGAGCUAUUACAUGAACAUGGCUAUGCAGUACCUUUGUCACAGCUUCCAGAGUACUGUGGUGAUGACGAGAUUGACCCUGUUCUGCCGCAUGUAAGGAGCAUGGAGUUGGAAACCACAGAAGAGAAGAAUGAUUGUGAUCCGGAGUGGUCAAUGUAUUUGGACCUAGAACCCGGGGCAGUCAAGAUCGCGGACUCCAGUACAUCACCUUUUACAACUCCGCUGAUGGCGAAGACGGAGGUGAGCUACACCAACAACAUCGAGGGAGUGCUGAGCUCUCUAAAAGGGCCGCUAGAUGUUACGCACACAGUGAGGCCUUCAGAGGUGAUACCCAAUUUGGAGUUGUGGCGUCCGGCGAUUGAGAAGGAGAUGCGCAACAUUGAAGUAGCAAUAGAAAGGCUGGUUCCAGGCUCAGAUCUACGGCGUCAGUGGCUGAAUAAGCCUGGAGUACAGAGGCUACCAAUGAAAUUCGUGUUUACCGUGAAGCCCAACGACCAAGCUAUAGCUUCAGACCCGACGACCUGGUUCAAACGUAAGGCGAGGUUGGUUGUUUGUGGAAAUAUGGCAGAAGAUAGCGGAGCUUCUGUAUACACAGAAGCUGCACCUGCCGAAGCAGUCCGCGCGGGAUUGGCUGUGACCGUGAAGAAUGCCUGGUCCAUUGCGGUCCUAGAUGUUGUUGCAGCCUUCCUCAAAACUCCAAUGGGGAGAGCCAGAACAGAUCCCAUUGUGGUGGUACAGCCACCGAGACUUUUGGAGUUGAUGGGGUUGGUCACGAAGAUGGAACUGUGGGCCCUGAUAAGGGCAUUGUAUGGACUACGCCAAUCUCCAGCUUUAUGGGGAGACUUCCGUGACUACACAUUACGGACCGUUAACCCUCCAAAGGGAUUGAAGCUACAGCAAGGACGAGCGGCUACAAGUUGGUGGCGACUCGUUGACGAGAACAACUGCAUGGUGGCAUUGGUUCUUGUGUAUGUGGACGAUUUCCUUUUGUGUGGCCCACGGGAGAUCAUUCGCAAACUAGCAGCAUGGAUUCAGGAGUUUUGGGACACGUCGGAGCUUAAGUUUCUACUUCCUGGCGCAUCAGCGCGAUUUCUUGGAAUGGAGCUGUACGUGGACGAGAACCACCCAGAGGAAAUAAGAAUAGGCCAGCAAGGUUAUGUUCAAGAACUACUACGACUUCAUCAAGUGCCAGAAACACAACUUGACAAAGUUCCGGUGACGAAGGAACUGGUCGCAGACAGAGAACCGCAAAGUCCUCCGACCAAGGAGGACAUCCACAUGGCGCAACAGCUCACGGGAGAAAUUCUGUGGGUUGCUCAAAGAAGCAGGCCGGACUUGGGAUUUACCACAUUGAUAAUGGCCUCCCUUUGCUUACGACAACCACAACAAGCUAUAGAAAUAGGCCGGAAAGUUCUUGGAUACCUACAGAGGACGCUGAAGUUCCAGCUGAAGGUCGUGAAGGGGAGUUCUGGCCUAAUCAUGUACUGUGACGCAGCAUAUGCACCUCAGGGAACAAGAUCGCAUGGUGGUUGGUUGGUAAUGUACAAUGGAGUUCCAAUAGUGUGGAGAAGUGGCCGGCAGCAGAUGAUUACCUUGUCGACGGCGGAGGCUGAGUUGUUGGCGAUGAUUGAUGGUGCAAUAGCUAUGAAGGGAGUGGAAGCUCUGUUGAUGGAUGUGAACCAAGUGGUGGAGGAGAAGACCAUUGCUUCGGACAGCAUGUCAGCUUUGAGAGUUCCCAGCGGGGACAUACAGCUGGAUCGAGAUCUGGUUGGCACGCUCAUGUUGCUACUCAUGCUGCUUGGUGGACUUCUUAUAUGGGAGGCAGUAAAAUGGGCAUGCGUUGAAGCUUAUCAAGAAUUGGAGGAGAUCUACAGCGAGAUCUACUACAACACCUACAAGGGAGAGGACCACUUCGAGAUCAACUAUGACACCACCUCGUGA